AGGGAGGGUUUCCUAGCUGCAGCCAGACCAAGCGUGGUUGAUCCGCUGCUGCAGCAGCGUCCCUGAGGUUUUGCUUCGCUCUGGGGCGCUGUUGGGCCCCCUGUAUGCCGCCAGUUCCUGCUUCUCCUCGCUCGGUGUUUCUGUGUAAAGCGGCGGCUACGGCAGCUGCCGCCAUGUUCUGGCUUUGACAGACAACUUUACCACUGCCGCAGUCACAGCAGGAGGAGGAGCGAGGCGGGGAAGGAGGCCGUCGGCCAGCUCGUCUCGAGAAGGAAGGUGCUGACAGGCAGCGCAACAGGUUGCAGAUGGCUAAGAGCUAGCAAGGAAUAUUCAGGACCAUGAUGUCUCAAAUUCCUACAGCCAUGAAUGGAGGCCCUAACAUGUGGGCCAUCACCUCUGAAGAAAGAACAAAGCAUGACAAGCAGUUUGAUAGCCUUAAGCCAGUUGGAGGUUAUGUUACAGGUGAUCAAGCUCGUACCUUUUUUUUACAGUCGGGUCUGCCAUCUCCAGUCUUGGCUGAAAUAUGGGCUCUUUCAGACCUGAACAAGGAUGGAAAAAUGGAUCAGCAAGAGUUUUCCAUAGCUAUGAAACUAAUCAAGCUAAAACUACAAGGCCAACACUUGCCUGCGGUUCUUCCUCCAAUUAUGAAGCAGGCUCCAGUAUUCUCUCCAUUAAUUUCUGCUCGCUUUGGCAUGGGCAGCAUGCCUAAUCUGUCUAUUCCAGCAUCUGUCCCCACAAUUACACCUUUUGCUCCCAUGACCUCUUUUACUUCUGUCACAUCCAUCCCACCGUUGGUUAUUUCUGCUCCCCUGAUGCCUUCAGUCAGCACAUCAUCCUUGCCAAAUGGAACAUCCAGUCUUCUUCAGCCAUUGCCUGUAUCCUACUCUUCAACUUUGCCUCACUCUAAUUCAUACAAUCCCAUGAUAGGCGGGUUUGGUAGCACCAAUAUCCAGAAGACACAAUCUCUGAUUGAUUUAGGAUCUAGUAGUUCAAAUUCUUCUUCUACGGCUUCGCUAACUGGGAAUUCACCAAAGACUGGAUUUUCAGAUUGGGCAGUUCCUCAGGCUUCUAGAUUAAAAUACAGGCAGAAAUUUAAUAGCCUUGAUAAAGGGAUGAGUGGAUACCUGUCAGGAUUUCAGGCAAAAAACGUCCUCCUACAAUCAAACCUUUCUCAGACCCAGUUAGCCACUAUUUGGUCACUAGCUGAUGUUGAUGGUAAUGGACAGCUGAAGGCAGAGGAGUUCAUCUUAGCUAUGCAUUUAACUGAUAUGGCCAAAGCUGGGCAACCUCUUCCAUUAGCUUUGCCUCCUGAGUUAGUGCCGCCUUCUUUAAGAAGUGGAAAGUAUGUUGAAAAUGCUAAUGGUGUUGUGCCAACAUACCAUAAAAUGCAAGAAGAGGAGCCCCCACAAAAACUUCCAGUUACAUUUGAAGAUAAGAGGAAAGCAAACUAUGAGAGGGGCAAUCUGGAACUGGAAAAAAGACGUCAAAUGCUGUUGGAGCAGCAACAGAGAGAGGCAGAACGUAAGGCUCAGAAAGAGAGAGAAGAAAAGGAGCGAAGAGAGAGGGAGCAACAGGAACAAGAGCGGAAGAAACAACUUGAACUGGAACGGCAUCUGGAAAAACAACGGGAGAUGGAGAAACAACGGGAGGAAGAAAGGAGGAAAGAAAUAGAAAGACGGGAGGCAGCAAAGCAAGAACUUGAGCGCCAACGGCGCCUAGAAUGGGAGAGGAUCAAGCGUCAAGAUCUUCUUAAUCAGCGUAACAGAGAACAAGAAGAAAUUGUCAAACUGGCCUCUAAAAAGAAGAGUCUUAAUCUUGAACUAGAUGCACUGAAUGACAAGCAGCAGCAGAUUUCUGGGAGAUUACAAGAUGUUCAAAACAGAAAACAAAUUCAGAAAAAUGAGCUGGAUGUUCUGGACAAGAAGUGUGAUUUGGGAAUUAUGGAAAUCAAGCAGUUACAGCAACAGCUUCAGGAAUAUCAAAAUAAGUUGAUACUCCUUGUUCCUGAAAAACAGCAGUUAAGUGAGAGAAUAAAUCACGUACAGCUGGACAACCAUACUAAUACAGACCUUAAUUCACUGUACAAGAAGUCCUCAGAAAAGGAAGAAUUAUGCCAAAGACUUAGGGAACAAUUAGAUGCACUAGAAAAAGAAACUGCUUCCAAGCUUUGUGAAAUGGAUGCUUUUAAUAAUCAGCUGAAGUAUGAGACUGUGGAUCAUUCUGUUCUUCAGUGCCUUUUGUGUCUGCUAAGCUGUCUCAACAACCUCUUCCUCUUACUUAAGGAGUUAAGAGAAACAUACCAUACACAACAGUUAGCCCUAGAGCAGCUCCACAAGAUCAAACAAGAUAAAAUAAGAGAACUAGAAAGAAAAGGAGCUGAGCUGGCACAGAAGAAGAGACUUGAGGAUGAGGCUGCACGAAAAGCAAAACGGGAAAAGGAGAACUUGUGGCAGGAAAAUAUCCGGAGGGAAGAAGAAGAGAAAAGAAAGCGACAACAGGAAGAGAGGAUGCAGGAAAAAAUAAAUGAGGAAAAGCAAAAGGCUGAGGAAGUAGUUGCCCAAGAGAGGUCAGCCAAACAGCAGAAAAUGGCAGAAGAGAAACUUGAAGAGGAAAAAAGGAUCAAACAAGCAGAGAUUCUAAGAGAUGUUGAACAUCAACGGUUGAAGCAAAAGGAUGAAGACAAAAAAAGGCAAGAGCAAAUUGCAAAAGAAGCUGAGGAAAGGCGUAAACAGUUCAGCGAAGAGAAAAGGAGAAAAGAUACAUCCAAUCUGCAAGAGUCAGAGAAAAAAACUUCUCAAUUAAACUUUAAUGAGAAAUUUGCAGACAUCCUUAAACAGACAGAGGGUCGAAAUCUUAAGGCCGCUGUGAAAUGUGAAGGCCAUACUGUUAGUGCCUCUGAUUCUAGGAAAUCGGUUGACUGUGUGAAUUACAGAGCUUUAUACUCAUUUGAAGCAAGGAAUCAUGAUGAGAUGAGUUUCAGUUCUGGAGAUAUAAUUCAGGUUUUUGAGAAAACUGAGGGAGAACCUGGUUGGUUAUAUGGAAGUUUCCAAGGGCAUCUUGGCUGGUUUCCUUGCAAUUAUGUAGAAAAAAUAUCUGAAAAUGAAAAAGCUUUAUCACCUCCUAAGAAAGCCUUACUUCCCCCCACAGUAUCUUUACCAGUUGCCUCAGCUAUUGUAGAACCAGUUUCACCAAGUAAACCAGCAGAAGAAUCAGAUUACCAAAAUGUGUCUCUCUCAAGUCUAAAUGUUAACACGUGGCAGAAAAAAUCUGCUUUUACUCGUACUGUAUCACCAGGAUCUGUUUCUCCCAUCCAUGGACAGGGGCAAGUUGUAGAGAACCUAAAAGCACAAGCAUUGUGUUCCUGGACUGCAAAAAAAGAUAACCACUUGAACUUCUCAAAAAAUGACAUAAUUACUGUGCUGGAGCAGCAGGAAAAUUGGUGGUUUGGAGAAGUAGGUGGAGGAAGAGGAUGGUUUCCCAAAUCCUAUGUAAAGAUCUUGCCAGGGAAUGAAUACCAAAGAGAAGAACCAGAAGCUGUUUAUGCAGCUAUAAACAAGAAGCUCACAGCACCAUUAUAUAGACCAGGAGAGGAGUAUAUAGCGCUGUAUCCUUAUACAAGUUCUGAACCUGGUGAUUUAACUUUCGCUGAAGGUGAAGAAAUACUAGUUACUCAGAAAGAUGGGGAAUGGUGGACUGGAAGCAUUGGUGACAGAACUGGAAUCUUCCCUUCAAAUUAUGUCCAACUAAAGGAUCUUGACGGUUCUGCUACUGCUAGCAAAACAGGAACAGUAAAUAAAAAACCUGAAAUUGCUCAAGUUACCACAGUUUAUACUGCAUCGGGAGCAGAACAGCUCAGUCUGGCCCCAGGGCAGCUUAUACUUAUCCUGAAGAAAAAUUCUAGUGGAUGGUGGCAGGGAGAAUUACAGGCAAGAGGGAAAAAAAGACAGAAAGGAUGGUUCCCUGCUACCCACGUGAAACUUUUGGGUCCAAGUAGUGAAAGGACAACUCCAGCUGCUCUUCCAGUGUGUCAAGUGAUAGCGAUGUAUGACUACAUCGCAAACAAUGAAGAUGAGCUCAGUUUCUCUAAGGGACAGCUUAUUAAUGUAUUGAACAAAGAAGAUGCGGAUUGGUGGCAAGGGGAAAUAAAUGGCACAUCAGGCCUCUUUCCUUCAAAUUACGUGAAGAUGACCACAGACUCCGAUCCAAGUCAGCAGUGAUCCAGUGUUGUCUUCCAGUGUGAAAGCACCUCAGAGACCCACUAUCCAACUUUGACUAUAGCAUGGACAGCCUGCUCAGAUCUCUCUGAAACAAUUCAUUUGCUUCACUUUAGUAUAAAACAAAUUUGGUUCUAUGCUGUACAGUUAAAAUUAAUUUGUACACACUGAUUAGAUAGUGGGUCUUUGUGUGGCUUUCGGCAUUGUCCAAUCUGGUUUCCUCUACUCCCUUUAUUUAGGAGCAAUCAUGAAUUACUAGCAUGGUUGUCGAGUUAUCUCUUGGCAUGGUGCAACUUUAGGCACACAAAGACCUACUAUUUUUCCUGUUCCACAAGGGUAGUUGUGUUCUUAUGAUGUUUCACCAUUUGCCUCCUUUGCUGAUUUAUUCUUUGCUGAUACAUGCUCAUAAUAUACUUCACACAUGAUUCUGUCCACAGUGCUAUUUUUUUUUAACCAAGAGCAGAAGUUUAAAAAAAAAGCCUUGUAUGGUUUUAAGCACUCUAUCCUUCUGCUCUGUCUGCUGGGUUUUAGAUCUUAGAACUGUUUUGUCUGACACAAAUACAAUCCAGCCAAUACAGUGGCUUUUUCAAAAGGGUGAACAUUGAGAAAAGCAAGAGGUUUGGCCCUCUCAAAUAUCACAGAAUCAUAUUGUGUGUUAAAGCACAGAGUAAUGAUGGAGCAGAUCCAGGCUGGAAAUUUUUGGGGUGAGGGCAGGUGUCUACUUUUUGCAGUCCCAUUUCAGAAUCUACUUUAUAGAGCCAAAAAGAAUCUAAAAGUUCUGUAGGCCCCAGCAUUUUCCUGAUAUCAUCAUCGGGGACAUGGUGGGGCAUAGAGGUCUCGGGUUCAGCAGGCCUUUCUGGUCAGCUCUGUCCCAUCAGAUGACUCUCUGGGAUUGACAGGGCAGCAGAGAGAGUCCCAUCAGCUACAGGACAAGUAUGGCAAGCUCAGAGGUUUCUAGGCCCUGUUGCACUCCCCAUAUCUUUAUGAGGAUGAUUGGACUUACAGGCCUCCCUGCAGCCUGUACCUCUCCUGGCCUUAAAUGUGAUCCUUCCCACUCCACUCCACUUUCUGGAAACAAGGGACAUUGGAAACAGUCCCAUCCAGGAUGGGAGGAAUACAGGGCGCAGGGAAGCCUUAGAUGCUCCCGUGUAUGUGCUUGCCUGUCCAAAGUGAUUGUGCAUCUGAAACUCCACUGGAGGAGUGGUGGGGAAAGAGAGGGUUAAGCAUUCCUUCUUCGUGUUGCUCCCUCCCAACAUGGAUUUUCCUGGGCAAAAGGGCCAUUGGGGUUCAGUCAUAUACAUGUGCAUGUAAUGUAAACUUAGAUCUUAGAAAAUGCACAACUAUCUUCUUUUCACAUUAUUUAGCUACACUUAAACAUACAGAAAUACCUCUAACUAUAGUGUCUUUUAUUACUCUUGCAGCCAUGUCUCACAUUUUCCUCGACUCUUGGAUAUUUUCUAGUCAAUGCCGCUGUCAGCAUAGAAUUUUUCCUCCUUUUGUCCUGCAAAGAUGUACCAUAACUUAAGGACAUAAGAAGAACCCUGCUGGAUUAGACUAAAGGCCUAGCUAGUCCAGCAUCCUGUUUCUUAUAGUGGUAAACCAGAUGCCUUUUGAGAAGCCUACAAGCAGGAGAUGAAGGCCUAUCCCUCUCUUGCCAUUGCUCCUCUGGAGCUGGUAUCCAGAGAAAUAGACUCAACCUAUAGCCUUAUGUCUAGUAGCCACUGAUAGACCUUUCCUCCAUGAAUUUGUCUAACCUUCUUUUAAAGCCAUCCAAAUUGGUGGCCAUCACCACAUCCAGUGGCAACAAAUUCCAGAGACUAAUUAUGCAUUGUGUGAAGAACUCCUUUUGUCCAUCCUAAAUCUUUCUGAUCUUGCAAAGCCCUUCUGGGGCACAGAGAAUGCUCUGAACUCUAAGGGCUCUUGUGCAACGCCAUGCAUGAGUGGGACUGGAGGAGUUGUGUAAGAGCUCCCUCGAAGCAGGCACACUCAUCAUUGGUCAGGGUAUCAGCCAGUUUUCCAGAUGUGGAAACACCAUUAAUUUGUAUACAGCAUUAGAAUAGUAACUUAUUUCUAUCUCUUUCCUCAUGAUCCCUAGCAUGGAAUUUGACUUUUUUAUAGUCACCACACACUGGAUUGAUGUUUUCAUUCAGCUGUGCUUCACAACCCCAAGAUCUCUUACCUGGUUAGUUAUCAAUAGCUCAUAUUCCAUCAAUGUAUAUGUGAUUCUCCGCCCCCAUUUUGCAUCCGUUUUCACUUAUUUACAUUGAACCGCACUUGCCAUUCUGUUGGCUAGUCACCAAGUUUGGAGAGAUCCUUUUAGAGCUUCUCACAAUCCAUGUUGAUUUUCACGAUCCUGAAUAGUUUGGUGUCACUUGCAACCUUGGCCACCUCACUGCUUGCUCUAAACUCUAUUAAUGAGUUAAAAACUACUGCUCUCAGUACAGAUUCUUGGGGAAACAACUUCUUAACUUUCCUCCGUUAUGAGCAUUGUCCAUUUGUUUCUACUCUCUGCAUCCUGCUGUUCAGACAAUUACCAGUCCACAGAAGGGCCUAUCCUCUUAUCCCAAGAUUGCUAAAUUCACUCAAGAGCCAUUGGUGCCUUUUAAAAAAGCUUUUUGAAAGUCCAGAUAAACAGUGCCAACCGGAUCACCUCUGUUCACAUGCCUGUUGAUAUGUAUAGUAUGCCACCAGCUGACCUAAGAGGUUAGUGAGGCAGGAUUUACUUUUGCAGAAUCCAUGCUGAUUCCCCUUUAGCAAGGCUUAUACUAUAUGCUUAAUAAUUUUAUAUUUAGUUAUGUUCUCUUCCAUUGUAUUCAGAACAGAUGUUAAACUAAGCAACCUGUAAUUUCUUGUAUUGCCCCACAUACUUUUUUAUAAAUCAAUGUUACAUUAGCUACCUUAUAAUAAUCCUGCACAGAAGCUGAUCUUAGGGACAAAUUACAUAUUUUUGUUAGCAGAUCAGGACAUUGUAGUUCAUUAUGAACGCGCAUAUUGGAUACUAUUCAGACCUGGUGAUUUAUUCAUUUUUAAUCUGUUGAUAUGCCCCAGAACAUUUUGUCACCUUCAGUUGUUCAGACUCCCUCCUUGAGAAGAUCAGUUCAGACAUGGGUAUCUAUCCUUUGUGUCCUGUAGUGAAGACAGAUACAAAGAUCUAAUUCAGCCUCUCUGCAAUCUGCAUAUCCUCCUUAGGAAAAGGAAAGCUUGUGCCAUCAAGUCGGUGUCAGCACUUGGUGACCACAGAGCCAUGUGGUUUUCUUGGUAAAAUACAGGAGGGGUUUACCAUUGCCUUCUCCAAAGUAAAGUAAAGUGUGCUGUCGAGCUGGAAUCGACUCCAGGCGACUAUGAUUGUCUUGUCCCUGUCCUUGUCUUUGUCCCUGUGAUUGUCUUUGGUAGAAUACAGAAGGGGUUUGCCAUUGCCAUCUCCUGUGCAGUAUAGGAUGGUUUAUUCAGGGCUGGCCCAAGGGUUUUUGGUGCCCUAGGCGAAGUAUGACUUUGGUUGUCCCUUUUCUCCCCACCACCACCACAUUCCCUACAGAGAACAAUGAGACGCCUAAAACCAACUUUUACAUGUAUUUAUAUUGUUCAAAAUGAACAAUAUAGAAAUAAAAUGACAUUUUAUUGAUUUUUUUUAUAUUUUCAUAAAUCCCAACACAAUUAGACUAUCUAGAGUAAACCACCCAGUAGUGGAUACUUCCAGAAAUUAUCCACUAAAAAAUACAUGUAAUUUUUAAUAACUCCCCUCAUUAGCCUAGCUUUCAUCCUUUUGGUCUAGAUGUACCUUUCCUGCUUUGUGGUGUUUGUUCUAACUGUGCUCCUAUUAUUGUGGUUUUACAUAACUUCCACACUUUCUGGAGAUAAUUGACUCCCAAGUUUCCCUCUCAGCUUCCUCUUUACUAGUCCCCUCAUGUUCGAGAAGUUUCCUCCUUUAAAGUCAAUUGUGUCUGUGUUGGAUUUUCUUGGCAAUUUUCCACUUACAUAUAUGUUGAAUUUUAAAGAACUUUGGUCACUGUUCACUAUCUAUCUGUUAUUGCAAUUCACAUUAGAUCCUAGGCAUCACUUAGAAUUAAACCCAGUUUAAUUCAGUUACCUUCCCUCUGGUCAGUUCCAUAACCACUACAAUCUGGUCAGUUCCAUGACCACUACAAUUUAGGAUAUCUAGAAAUUCAGUAUCUUUGUCAUGACUUGAAAUAUGAAUUUACCCAGUCUAUGUGAGGGUAAAUGAAGUCAUUCAUUAUUACAAUAAUUGCUCCCUUGGGUACUUCCCUGAUUCCUUUCUCCAGCUCAAGAUCAUCUUCAGCAUUUUGAUCAGGAGAGUCAUAGUAUGUCCCUGGUAAUAAGUUACUUUUUAGGCUUAGUAUUACCACACAGUGGUGCUCUUGGGACCAGACUUCUGGGCUGAGGUCCAGUCCCCAGCAGGCCUGGGGGCCUCCAAAUGCUAAGCGGUCUGCUAAUUUAAGUGGAAGGAUUGUCCAUGUAUAAUGUGGUAUCUCUCUGCAAGUCAGUGGGAAGUAUCUUACUCAGAAUCUUUUCUAAAAAUACAAAGAGAGAGACAGUUUCCAGCUUUCUCUAAGCACGUUCUGGUGUUACCCCCCACACACCCCCAGAAAUGGAUUGCAGCUUCUCUGGCGGGGGGGAACACCCCCCCCCCCAAUGCCAUUAGGUCUAGGCUCCAAAAUUACCUAGGUUCGCCUCUGUUACCACAUAUAGUGAUUCUAAGGAGACCAGUCCCUCCUUGGUUUUCUGGUUUGUUGAAUUCUAUACUCUUUGAUUGGAGUAAAGGUCCAUUUUGGCCAUCCAAUCAGGCCUUGAUCUUUCUUUAAUAUCAGUUUUGUCAGUGGCCUUAUCCUUUCCUCCAAAUUUACUAUGCAGUCCUAAGAGAUAGCCCCAAUUUUGGGGAAAGCUAAGCAGAAGGAUCACUUCAAGGCAACAUUAAGCUAUAGUGUGCCAGGGGAAUAUGGGGCAGUUUAGUGUGAUUCUUGCUGCUACUGAAGAUGCAAAUCUUUCGUGAUUAAAAUAAAUAUUUAACACACUUUGCAUAAUACUACUGCUAUAAGUUAAGAGCUUAAUUGGGGUGGGGACGAAGCUUGUAUUUUUAAAUGAAGAUCAUUUAAAGAAUGACAAUUAAUUUGGUAAAACAGUUCUAUGAUCUAUGACAGAUAACAUCUAAAACCAGUUUUUAGAAUCUGAGAGUGCAAGCAACAAUUAUGGUGUACAGAGUCUGAAAUGUUUACUGUAAUUUAAAUGUGUAUGCAAAAAUUACAAUUUCAUUCAUUCAGAAGCCUUUUGGAACAUUUUGUCUAAAAGAGUAUUAAUGUUAAAUACUCUUAUGGUCAAACUAUAUGUUACUUUAAAUGUGUUGUUUGAGCCUGCAUUUCCCCCAACACACUUCUUUUUCCAUAAAUAGCAUGAGUGUGAGAUCAGAACCACUAUGGGGCGGUGUUGGGCUUUAACUCUUUGCCCCCACCACAGCCCCACAUCUGCUAUUUCCUUUGAGAGGUGAGGGAGAAACUUAAAUUGGUGCAAAUGGCAAAGUGUUAAAGCCCUACUAUCUAUCCAUCCCUGCCAUGGUUCCACUCUGGUUCGCAAGCCCCACAUCUACUAUUUGAAAAAAGGGAAAGGGAAAAUGCAAGGUCAAAUGAUGUAUUUAAAGUAAUGACUGGUUUGAUCCUUACUGUACAAUCCUAUGUUUGUUUACUCAGACGUAAAUCCUGUUGCAUUCAGUGGCGCUUUCUCCCAGGUCAGUGUGCAUAGGAUUGCAGCCUCAAUAGGCUUUUAUCAAUGGAUACCUGCCCAUUAUUGUGGAAAGGGGUCUUUUGUGCAAUACAGAAUAAUCAUGUGCCUACAUCAAAUUAUGAAUGAAUUUUUAUCCUUUUUGUGUUUUGCUGUGAUCGUUUUUCACAGAAUGAAGUGAUCAUUAUUGGAAGCAGCAAAUGUACAAAUGGCUUGCUGUUCCGCUGACAGCAUUUUCUUUCUGCUGAUAGUAAACUUUUUAGCUAAUGGUGUGAUGCUACAUAAUAAAAAUAAUACAGUAUUGUGAGCUCUUUGCACAAAUUGUCAGUGUGAUUUAGCAAUUUCUAAAAGUCAUCUCUGACAUGUUAAUAUCUGGGAAUAUCAUGUUCCGAUCUCAAAUGAGAAUGUAGUUCCAGACGCCAUUCCUCUAACUUUGCACAGCUUUUCGCGCACCAAGCCAAACUACUGCCUGCCAGCCAUUUAGUGGCCUGACAUAUAUCUCACCACCUCUCUGUUGAUGUUGCCCCAGACAGGAAGCAGGAACAAGAGGUUUAUUGACCCCACCAUGGCUGAUGGGCUGCAUUUGAUUUGGUGGGCUACAAGUAAUGAAUUGAAUAUAGGCCUGAGUAUAACAACAAGGGUUACAAGGGUUUAAACAAAAUCUGAUUAACUCCCCAGUAGCCAGUGGUUUUGUUGUGGUUUUUUACGUUGACAUGACACACACUUUGUAGAUUUCCAUCAUGAUACUUUUCUUCAAUAAUUACAUAAGCAUAGUGUUGUAUAUAGCUUGAUAGAAGUACAAGAAAACUUUCUGAAUUGCCUCAUUCCAGUAAAUAUAUGCCCUGUAUAGCAUAACACACAGAGGGUAUGCAGAUGUGUCCUGCCCCAUGCCCACUGAACACGUCUAGGUGGAGCAGGAUCACACUUGCUGACCUGGCCCCAUGAGUUCACCAUUAAUGCUAAAGGGGCUCUUGGCAUGUACAGCUUUACCACUAAUGCUAAACGUGUAGACAUCAGGAGUGGGAGCACCUGGUACAUUGAUGUUGGGAGUAGCCCUUUUCCUCAUUCCACACAUUCAGUGUAUGCAUGGGAGGGAACAUCAGUGUACAUACUAAACCAACGAUAACUAUCAGUAUGAGUAAGCUUAGUUUUAGGUGCCAUAAAUUACAGCUUGUAAACUAGGCUGUUACUUUGAAACCACACUCAUAAACAUGUUUUAACUUAGGUUGGAACCCAAAACAGAUACCAGUUUGAAAGCGGUACAAGUAAGAACAAAUAUACACUCUUACUGUGCUUUUUCUUCUAGGACACUGCAGUAUUAUUUUAGCAUAGUAUUGAUCUUGAAUGAAAACAGCAAAGGAAUUAUCCCCAAUUGCAGUUUUCUUUUCUUUGUUUUUAAUGUUACACAGGUCAAGUCAGGUGCUUCAGAUAAUUGUUUAGUCAAUCAAAAAAGAAUGCAAAAAACCUUUUAGAUGUUGUUUCAGUUAUUAUUGAGAAGCCAUACUUGCUGCAUAUCAAGGCAAGAUUAAAGAAUCCUUCUAUGCUAAUUGAGAUGUUCAGUUGAGGCACUAUGUAAGGCACAAUCCAGAGAAUCAUAUCCACAGGAAAAUCCACAUAUCCAGUGGGACAUCUGGCCUUUCCCCCCCACCCACUCACCUAAGUUCCCCGAGUAAUUUGUAAUGUGACAUGGCUGCCUACAGUUAAAAGAAAAAGGCACACAUUUUAAUGGGUGUGCCCUGGCUUUGGGGCAUGUAUAUGUUGUUUUUAAAUGUAAAUUGCUUUGCUCCUUGAAAGUUUUGGUGGUUAAGACUCAUUUCAUGUAAUCAUAAACAGAAGUACAACUUAUCACUGAGGCAAGGCAACAUAAAAUUCGUAUUGCCCCCAUUCCAGAAACAGGGUUGAGGUAAUUAUGAAUGGAAUAUGGUAGCUAUAGGAUGUCACAAGAAUGGCAGGGAAAUUAAGGCUGUGCAGUUCUCUAGACUAAGCCUAGAUAACACUGGGCAGCAUUCAGACUAAAUUAGUCAUGACUAGGCACCAUUGAAAUCAAUGAGAUAAGUUAAUCAUGAUUAACAAGUCCCAUUAAUUUCAGUGGGACUUAGUCAUGACUAACGUCAUCUGGAUGUUGCCCACCCAUUCUGAACAAUUUAACAAUCUGCAUCUGGUACAGGAUUCUGAAGACCUAUGGAAAAGUCAAUGUAUAAAGCACUUUGAAGGGCAUAAAAAAAGCUUUAAAAAUGCAAGUGAUUAUUUUUGUUUACAAAAUUCUAGAAUUCUUGAUUUAGGAAAAUUAUAGAAGUCUCAAUUUAGAGGGGGGAAACCUAAAAAUGAAUAAAUCACACAAUCAAAUUGUGAUUUGCUAAUUGCCUAUAAAUAUAAGUAUUUGCCAAACUAUAUUGUGUUGGCUUGUAUUGCGUUUGGAAUCGAUCCAACCAUGCACUGUUCUCAGUGAGUUUGUUACAUGUAUGCUGACAGACCUCUGCUGGUAGUGGUGUUUUUGGCUGCUACAGCAUAAUGCUGCUCUACUGUAAUUAACUAUAUUGAACUCUUUCAUACAUAGUUAUAUGUGCUGCCUUAAUUUUAUUUUUCUUUGGGGGCUUUCUAGUAUUUAAGUUUUGGGAUAAUAAUCAGUGUUUCAUCAUGCAAACACAGCAUAUGCUGCGCAUGAGAUAAUUGUUCUUGAUUUUUGAAAACUGGAAAUAACUAUGCAAAAAAUAUUUUAUUAAAGGGACACAAAACAA
This is a messenger RNA of Hemicordylus capensis (graceful crag lizard), 12682 nucleotides long. It is a transcript of the gene ITSN2, whose product is annotated as intersectin 2. The record is from RefSeq and is a predicted model, not a curated record. Gene Ontology annotation, molecular function: guanyl-nucleotide exchange factor activity; protein binding; molecular adaptor activity. Gene Ontology annotation, biological process: endosomal transport; clathrin-dependent synaptic vesicle endocytosis; positive regulation of Rho protein signal transduction. The coding region runs from base 339 to 4217 and encodes 1292 amino acids. Lineage: Eukaryota; Metazoa; Chordata; Lepidosauria; Squamata; Cordylidae. The transcript has 30 exons. Gene Ontology annotation, cellular component: plasma membrane; intracellular vesicle; cytoplasm.